Molecule: messenger RNA, 1449 nt
Organism: Leptopilina boulardi
Lineage: Eukaryota; Metazoa; Arthropoda; Insecta; Hymenoptera; Figitidae
Product: RCC1-like G exchanging factor-like protein
Exons: 8
Coding region: 99-1430 (443 amino acids)
Source: RefSeq, a predicted model, not a curated record
AGGAGGUUAGGAAUCACUGUAGUUGCUCUAUAGUCACAUGGGUAAAGCAUGUAUUUUUAUUAUUGUAAAUAUAAUAAUAAAUAAACAAUUGUUCAGUUAUGUUUAAUUCUAUUAAGAAUUGUGCUAAAUUAGUUGUUCAAAGAAAUGGCAAGAAAUUAGGUAACAAAAAGUCAAAAUCAUCGAAAAAAGUAUUAAAAACCCUGCCGGUAUUUCAGUAUCCCAUAAGCGAAUCGAGUGAUCGUCGAGUUUAUGUUUGGGGUUUGGCUGAACAUGGAGCAUUGGGAACAAUUGACAGGGUUCAAAAAAUUGAUUAUAUUUCUUUUAUUCCAAAACCAAGUAGAUUAACAUUUGGCGAAAUAUUUAACGUUGUUGAUUUUGCUUGUGGUUAUGGUUUCACAGCAUUUGCUGUACGUUCUAAUGACAAUAAUAUUGUUUAUGGCAGUGGAAUCAAUACAGAUUCGCAAAUUGGAUUUCAUUCAACUGAUAAAAAAUAUAAACAUCCAAUUAUAACAACACCGAGACCAGUGAAUUUACCAUUAAAAGAAGCAAAAUCUCAUGUUGUUUCUUUGGCCGCUGGUAGAGCUCAUUUAUUAAUAUUGACAAAUGAGGGACUUUUUACAUUAGGAAAUAAUGGAUAUGGUCAAUGUGGAAGACCAAUUAUUAAUAAUGAAAAUUAUAGGAAAAAUGCAAUUGUACAUCAUAUACCGGAUGUCAAGGGAAAUCAAAUAACUCAAGUGUAUGCUGGACAGGAUCAUAGUAUACUUUUAACUGAAAAUGGAGAAGUUUAUUGUUUUGGAUGGGGGGCCGAUGGACAAACUGGUCUCGCUCAUUAUCAGAAUGAAUAUAUGCCCAGUUUGGUUAAAGGUGACUUAGCUGGGCAACGUAUUGUUAAAGUGGCAUGCGUUGCAGAUUGUGUUUUGGCACUUAGUGACAAGGGUAAAGUAUUUGGCUGGGGAAAUUCGGAAUAUGGACAAAUACCAGGUGUAGGUGACAAUCAACAGGUAAAUAUAGCGACGGAAAUAGAAACAUGUAAAGAUAUUGGAAGAAUAAUAGACAUCGCGUCUGGUGGCAGUUUUUGUAUGGUGUUAAAUGAUGCUGGAGAAGUUUACGUUUGGGGAUAUGGAAUUCUUGGUUUUGGUCCAGAAGUACGAAGCUCACUUAAACCUACAAAAAUUCCGUCAACACUUUUCGGUGUUAACGAUUAUGAGCCUAAUAUUCGAGUUUCUAAAAUUUACUGUGGAAUAAGUCAUCUUGCUGCAGUUACAAAUAAAGGUGAUCUUUACAUGUGGGGUAGAAAUAAAUUCGGAUCCCUUGGAUUGGGUCACGUUAAUGAUCAAUUUUUCCCUCUCAAGGUUUCAAUAGGGGCCGAAGUAAAAAAAGUUUCUUGUGGCGUCGAUCACACGGUGACAUUGUGUAAACCAUUUGUUUAGGAAUAAAAAUUUUUUUUUU